Esox lucius (northern pike) is the source of this 2598-nucleotide messenger RNA. RefSeq names its product glycerophosphodiester phosphodiesterase domain containing 3a (gene gdpd3a). The coding region runs from base 1109 to 2053 and encodes 314 amino acids. Lineage: Eukaryota; Metazoa; Chordata; Actinopteri; Esociformes; Esocidae. Gene Ontology annotation, cellular component: endoplasmic reticulum membrane. The transcript is spliced from 11 exons. Gene Ontology annotation, biological process: glycerophospholipid catabolic process. Gene Ontology annotation, molecular function: phosphoric diester hydrolase activity; phosphatidylcholine lysophospholipase A1 activity. The record is from RefSeq and is a predicted model, not a curated record.
UUUCUAAGUGAAAUUAACUGUUAACACGUCGUAACCUGCUGAUGAAGUUGCCAGUUCCGCAAUUCCCAGCCAAGCUUUCGGACAAUUCUUCCUUGCUUGGCAUGUCUCUGCACGGGUUUGGUAUUCUGCCCUGGGACCUGCCCUCCUUAUGUCCUCUUUCAUUGUUUGAGAAUAGUUAAAGCAGGACAUCUCCACUCAAAGCCCUGUGCUACUUAUUUGGUGUCAGUCCCUGGAUAUAAAAUCACAACCUGCUGUACUCCAGUUCCCAAGGCCUAGAGUUGAGAACCACAGGUUAAAGCAUAGCUGUAGUGUUUAGUUGAAUAACUGAUGCAUGUUUGUGUGCGGGACUGCAUUUGAUACUUGUUAGUUAUCAGACCGAGGGCUCUGUAUACCAUACGUACAAGUGCCGCUGGUUCUAGUUGAAUUCGGAUUGUGUGGCCUUCUUAGUUGGGGAAAGAAAGCUGUGCUGAAGAGUGAGCGGUUGUUUUUCAUGUGUACAUGCUGUCUUGCUGUUUCUCCCUCUUCCAUGUUCUAGUUGUCACUGCUAGGGUUUCAUUAUUUCUAUUCUAUUGUCGUGAACAAUGCUGGUCUAUACAGUACUAUGCUGAUGUGGCAUGACUGCAUAUUUACACGUCUGUGUGUGUGUGUACGUACACGUUUCCAUAUCGCUGAACAACCGUCCUUUGGUAAAUAGAAACUUGCCUGACCACAUCAACUUGCUGUGCAUCAAUGCUUUAACACACCCGCUAACAGCCUACUCUUGUUAUAUCUUCCAUCAGUAACAGAAGUGCUAGUUAACUCCUGUUUUAUUAUCAUUUCCAUUAAACAAACAUGUAAUUUUGAUGUUUCUUUUUAUGCAUUUUAGAGUUUCGCUUUGUGCAACAUAAUUUCUCUUAAUAGGACUUUGGAGUUGCUUUAUUUGAGGCAAACACAGUGAGUGUGCAUGGGUGUGUCCCAAAAGGCCGUGAACUUUGAGAGGGAAAAAUAAGAGUGUUAGACGGUGAGAGAGAAUAGAAGAGCCAGACCAAGGGAAAGAUCAAGACUGCGCACAGACCCCAGGAGUGGGAAGUGUUCUGUGAGUUGAAGUGUCAGAGGUGGCAGAUUCAUUAUGGCCAGUUCCUUGUACUUCAUCCUCCCGGCACUAGGGGGCUACAUCCUGGCUUCACUCUACCUGUUGAAGAACCCCCACAUCCUCCACAAGAAGAAACGCACUGCCUUCCACUGCAAGCACAUCUCCCACCGUGGAGGAAGCGGCGAGAGGAUUGAAAGCACCAUGGAGGCCUUCACACAUGCGUUGAAACAGGGUACAGAAAUGCUGGAGCUGGACUGUCACAUGACCGAGGAUGGUCAUGUGGUAGUGUCACAUGAUGAGAACCUCCUGAGGCAGACUGGCUGUGAUGUUACAAUCUCGUCCCUAAAAUUUGAGGAGUUACCCUUGUAUAAGGAAAGGCUGGAGGUCACAUUUUAUGCAGGCCACUACAGUUCCGGUACAGACAGGAAGUUUGCUCUGUUGGAGGAAGUAUUCAGGACAUUUCCUAAGAUGCCAAUCAACAUUGAGAUCAAAGAGGAAAACAGAGUACUGAUGGAAAAAGUGUCCAACCUGGUGAAACAAUAUGACAGAGAAGACUUGACAGUGUGGGCAAGUGAGGACUCCAACAUUAUGUUGAUGUGCCGUGAAACUAACUCUUCUAUGCCGUAUAGCUUUUGCAUGAGACGGGGCCUUCAACUGCUACUGCUCUACUACAGUGGCCUGCUGCCAUUUGUGUCACUGGGAGAAAGUUUUCUGCAGUUCUACCUGCCCCGCAUUAUCAACAGGACAUAUAUUCCUGAGGAGAGUUAUCUGAGAAGUAGAGUUGUUGUUUACCUGAUAGAGAAAAUAACGAUGAGGAAGAGUCUCUUUAAUCAUCUUGCCAAAAGAGGAAUUCAGGUGCACCUGUUUGUCUGCAAUGAGGAUCCGGACAUCAAAGCAGCUUUUGAUAUAGGAGCCACAGGCGUCAUGACCGACUACCCCACCGUCCUGACCGACUACCUACAUAGACACAGGAGUGACUGACAGCCUGAAACUCCAAUCAAACGAAUGAUAAACUAACACUCUUCUUGACUGACUGCACAGAUCUCCAUCCAAACCACUGAAUCACAAACCAGGUUCUUCACUGGCAGCUUCAUCAACCUAUCAAGACAUCUCCACUGAAGGAAACACCAUGAAAUCACACUUUCUUCUGUUUCUUCACAAACACUAAACUGUCCAUCACAGUCUAACUUUGAGCCAUCUGGCUGAUGCAAACUAAAUGAAUGUAAAAUAAGCUUUACUCUCCUUUGGUUAGUAAGUUACCAUGGCUAAAGGCUGUUCUACACAACGUAACAUGAAUAUAGUUGUACCCUAUUGGCCAUACAUUACAAACCCCUUGGGUGCCUUAUUGCAAUUAUAACCAAUUACCAAAGCACUAAGGACAGUAGAAAGUAUUUUCUUUUUUAUAUCUGCAGUAUAUGCUUUGAAAAAUGAUCAUUCAGGGUUUAAACCACCCAAUUUAUAAUUCCAUUUACAUGAUGGGUCUGAUUUUUGGGGUAUGUUUAUAAACGUACAGAUUUAAUAAGUAC